AUGAGUAAUCACACCGAUGAGGAUCCCAUGGAUCAAGAUAGUUGUACAAGCACGAGCGACGAAGCGAAUCUGCAGCUGGAUCGUGAAUUACAACAAAGCGAAGGAACCACUUACACAGCGACUGAGCCGUCCCGGCAAACUAUUCCAGUUGGGAUUUCACCUGCCUAUGUGAAAGGCUGGGACUCUACAGAUGCAUUUCGCGAGCUAUACCAAAAUUGGAAAGAUGCUAUUCUAGGAAGAUUUCAGCUAAACCGGUUGGAUUUCAAGCCAUUCUAUGAAGACAAGAAAGACUAUUUCUCCAUCAUAGUCCCGACUACCUCGAAUGACAACGGCAAUCGGCGAGCUCUGGGGUACAUAAAAUAUGAGAAAAAGACCGGUCGAGUCACCUUGACCAAUUCCUGCAUGCAACUUCCCGUGGAGUCUCUCGUGAUGGGGUUCACAUCCAAGGACAACCAAGACCAGCUGGCAGGCUCCCAUGGUGACGGGCUCAAGCUGGCUGCGUUAAUAAUGAGUCGAGACGGAUAUAAAAUGAGCGUGGCUGCAAGCCACUGUAGGUGGAGUUUUGGUCUGCAUGGGACGUCCCAGUCUCUCCGUUGUGUCAUCACUCCUUCCCGAAAGAUGAGUCCAGCCAUUCAACGAGACCCAGCUGAUGAUAUGGCAAAGUUGCGGUUCCAGGAUGAAAGAGACAUCACGGUAAUGAUUGGGGCUGGACGUGCCAAUCAAAGUCGACCGGUAUCGUCUGAAACAUUCUUCGGGUGGCUGCGAGUCACUCUCGAUAUUCGCGGGCUCUCCUAUCCCCCCUCGAUUGUAGAAACGCCCCGAGGAGACUUGCUUCUUGAUUCGCAGUUCCACGGAAAGCUCUUCCUUCAUGGGAUCCUGCUACCAAUGACUACUUCAGGGGUCAAGCACUACAAGUUUGGUUACAACUUUGCUCUGGGUAAGUUCAGCCGUGAUCGACACGGAAUGGUCGCCAAGUAUGAGGUGGCAGAUCAGGUGCGGCAAAUAUGGCAGUGUGCCCUGCACAUGCACGAGCAUACUUUACUUCCAAUUUAUGUCAAUCUCCUUCAGAACUUCCCCCAGGUGGGCGAUAUUGAACAAGCCGAUAGACUUUUGGAACCGUCUACCACGGCCCGUGCGACCGCGGCCUGA
Molecule: messenger RNA, 1149 nt
Organism: Penicillium antarcticum
Lineage: Eukaryota; Fungi; Ascomycota; Eurotiomycetes; Eurotiales; Aspergillaceae
Exons: 2
Coding region: 1-1149 (382 amino acids)
Source: RefSeq, a predicted model, not a curated record